AUGGUGAGAGGAGAGGCUUUGGGGACAAGCGGAUCUUGCAUUGCAGCGAUUUCUACUCAACUUCCUCAUCAAGGUGUUGUUCACUGGGGUGGUUCUAGAAACAAUAUGUCAGGCACAGAGGAAGUCAAAGAGCAAGCAGAAGUCGUUAUGGAGGACGGUGAAAAGUCCAUGCCAUCAACCCAGCAGGAGGAAGAGGCUGUUAAGAAGAAAUAUGGAGGAAUUAUGCCCAAGAAACCGCCACUAAUUUCAAAGGAUCAUGAACGUGCUUACUUUGAUUCUGCUGAUUGGGCUUUGGGAAAGCAAGGUGUAGAGAAGCCCAAAGGACCACUUGAGGCUCUUCGACCAAAGUUACAGCCAACUCAACAGCAAACACGCUACCGUAAAUCUCCUUAUGCUCCAUCUGUAGGCGAAGAUGGAAGUUCUGCCCCGUCUGAGGAGGCGACAACAAAUGAAUGA
Messenger RNA from Fraxinus pennsylvanica, 456 nucleotides. The record is from the annotation of a GenBank genome assembly. Lineage: Eukaryota; Viridiplantae; Streptophyta; Magnoliopsida; Lamiales; Oleaceae.